Molecule: messenger RNA, 831 nt
Organism: Bipolaris sorokiniana ND90Pr
Lineage: Eukaryota; Fungi; Ascomycota; Dothideomycetes; Pleosporales; Pleosporaceae
Exons: 4
Coding region: 1-831 (276 amino acids)
Molecular function (GO): oxidoreductase activity
Source: RefSeq, a predicted model, not a curated record
AUGGCUCCAAUGGCUGAGGAGCCGUUCUAUCGAUCUCAGCCCGACGAGGGCUUUGAAUCAUGUAACUUUUCUUACAACGCUGAGAAGGUCCAGGUUCAGGACGCACGCCCUACAAAAAACCAGUUCUCUCUUGACACUCAUGGUUUCGCCCACGCAGACGACCCCGAAGGUGAGGCGUUUGUGGAGCAGCUCCGCAACAACGAGGAGGGGGCCAAGGAGCGCUACUACGAGCACCUGGAAAAUUUGAUCAAGAAACAUACUGGCGCCUCGCGUGUAGUCGUCUUCGACCACACGAUGCGGCGCCGCGAUCCGUCGCUAGCAGGCAAGAAUCCCGACGGUAGGGAACAACCGGCCGCCUACGUGCAUGUGGACCAGGGCCCAGUGGGGGCGGCACGUCGAGUGCACCAGCAUCUAGGUUACGAAUCGGACCGCCUACUAAAAGGGCGUGUGCAGAUUAUCAAUGUCUGGAGACCGCUCAACGGCCCCGUUCGGGACUGGCCGCUGGCAACGAUGGACUUUACAUCCUUGAAGCCUGCAAACUAUCAUCCCACUAACUUGUACCGAAAUCGAUUUGAGCUCCGAGGUCAGUCGUGCAACAUCUCACAUCGAUCCGAUCAGCGCUGGUACUACCUUGAGGGGCAGAAGAAUAGUGAAGUAACCUUUAUCAAAAUUUGGGACAACAAGCCCAACGUGAGUGCCAAAGCAUGUGCACACUGCGCCUUUGAACACCCCGAUACGCCCAAAAAUGCUGUACUGAGGGAAAGUAUCGAGGUGCGAUGCAUCGUCUUCUAUGAGAAUGAGGACUUGGCAUCAUCACUGUGGUGGACCUGA